AAUACUUUUCUUUACCAGUUUCCACAGGUUGUAGGACUUGGCUGUCCUCUCUUCUGUAUGAUAUCGAAUUGUCUUCAUAAGAGCACAGCUCUUGGCUGGGGACCAUCCUUGUUGGCUUCCAGGUGAGAAAAUUGAAGUUCAAGAGGUAUUUACUUGUGUGCUCAGACUUGUAAGAUUCUUUGAACCUGGCACAAAUUUUGAUUGAUGAAUCAUUCUUGUAAAUCAUGAAAAAAAGAUCAGUUACUAAAAGUUUAAUUGAUUGGCUCAUAACUCAUGAAGAAUCAUAACCUAUCAAGGAGGAACCAUUUAAUUCUACAGUUGAUGGAGCAAACACCAUUUUUACAGCCUUUUGAAUGCAAUUGUUAUUUUAGCUUGUUGUGAAUAGCUCUGUCAGUUUUAGAUUCUUAGCAGUUUUCCAAUGGACUCUCUUGUUGCAGCAAAUACCAAAUUUUGCUUUGACAUUUUCCAAGAGAUAAGCAAAAGUGAUGGUCAUAAAAAUAUCUUUUUCUGUCCUCUGAGCCUCUCGGCUGCCCUUGGUAUGGUCCGCCUCGGGGCUAGAAGUGACAGUGCACGUCAGAUUGAUGAGGUACUACACUUCAAUGAAAUUUCCCAGGAUGAGGGCAAAGAUGUCAAUCCCUGUCUGAAAAGUAAAAAAGAAGUGCCGCCUGACAGCUCUCCGGAGGGGCAGAAAGGGACGGCAGGAUCAGUGGGUCCAGAGACUGAGUCUUCCAAGGAAGAGAAUGAACUACUCGGCUGCUAUUUCGGCAAGCUUCUCUCCAAAAUAGACAGAAUCAAACCUGAUUACACCAUGAGUAUGGCCAACCGGCUUUAUGGAGAGCAGGAAUUCCCAAUCCGCCCAGAAUAUGUAGAUGGUGUGAUUGAAUUUUACCACACAACAAUCGAAAGUGCUGAUUUUCGGAAAGACCCUGAGAACUCCAGACAAAUGGUUAACUUCUGGGUUGAAUCUCAAUGCCAAGGUAAAAUCAAGGAACUCUUCAGCAAGGGCAUGAUUAAUGACGCGACAGUGCUGGUGCUGGUGAAUGCUGUUUACUUCAAGGCCAAAUGGGAAAGACGCUUUGAUUAUAAAGACACAGUCGAUGCACUUUUCUUUAUAAAUGAGAAUGAAAAGAAGAAUGUGAAGAUGAUGAAGCAGAAGGGUUUGUUUAGACUUGGCUUCAUAGAGGAGCUGAAAGUGCAGAUUCUGGAAAUAAGGUACACCAAAGGGGAGCUCAGCAUGUUUGUCCUGCUGCCUUCUUCCUCUGAAGACAACCUGAAGGGCCUGCAAGAGCUUGAAAGGAAAAUCACCUACGAAACCAUAGCAGCCUGGUGCAGCGCAGAAAACAUGUCAGAAGAGAAAGUAGAUGUCUCCUUCCCCCAGUUCACCCUGGAAGACACCUAUGAUCUCAAUAGCAUUCUCCAAGACCUGGGCGUUACAGAUAUCUUUGAUGAAAGCAAGGCUGAUCUUACUGGAAUCUCUCUAAGUCCCAAUUUAUAUUUAUCCAAGGUGGUCCACAAAGCCUUUGUGGAGGUGGAUGAAAAUGGCACGGAGGCAGCCGCAGCCAGCGGUUCUGUGGGCAUGGAGAUGUCAGUGCCAUCUUGGGUGGAAUUUAAUGCCAACCACCCUUUCCUCUUUUUCAUCAGACACAACAAAAGCCAAAGCAUUCUCUUCUAUGGCCGGGUCUGCUCUCCUUGAAAAGGAUGCUCUGUCUCCUACUGGAGAGCUGGAGGAAGAUUGCCAUACAGUCUUCCUGCAGUAUUACACAGGCUCUUGCAUUUUGGCUAAAAUCUAAAUCUGACCUCCCUCCAUUAGGGCUGUACAUUGCCUUCCUCCAGCUGUCAACUGGUGUGCUUGUCCUAUCUCUCACACCCCGGAGUUGAUCUUCAUGUAAGUCUUAGUACUGAGGGCCUUUGCUCCCUCCCUAACUUUCCACCCUAAACAUUUAAGCAAACAGAUUCACCCUCUGAGACCUGAAGGUCAACACAAUUCACAGUGGUCUUGAUUUUAUUAUCUACCUCCUUAGGCAGGAAUCCUGAGUUCAAGUUUCUAGACUACUUCUAAGAGAUGGGACACUCAGAUGCCAUCUUGUCAGGGGUGGUCAGAGAGAGUGUUUGGCUGCAAUGUGUUUUGGAAACUCAGCUGUCUCUAGGGCAGUUGUAAUUGUGAUCUUCACUUGGCAAGAUGCUCUGCUUUUGCUUCCUGUGUCUUCCACUGUUGUGUGAGGUCUUUUCACUUGUGAGGAGGUAGGGCUUGGUACAUUUCCAACCACAAUUUGUUUUGCACAGAGCAGGAUAUGAUACUUUGAAUUUGACACUGAACCCAUGGGAAGUUGAUUUAGAUGAGAUUGGUCUUAGUUUUCCAUAUUUAGUCCUGUAGGGAAUCAAUAAACACUUCCUCCACCUCUUCACCAUUUUCUUUAGAGAACUCCCCUUGGGAGCUAGUUACUCCUAAGUAGCCAACAAGAUGACAGAAGGGCCUAUUGCCCUUGUGGACAGCAGAUUUCCCAAGACCGCCUCUCUGCACUCUGGCCACAUGAAACUAUUCCCCCUGCCAGAGGGCUCAUGCCUGGAUGCCUGUACCAGGGCACAAUGUACAUGGAAACCAUUGUCUAGGGGCUGCCAGCUUCCUGUGCAGAUUGGCUCUGCUGAAAGCCUGGCACAUGUGUUCAGACUCCUGGACCCAGGCCCUUUGUUCUCUGAUAAGACCACCUGUGUUUUUGCCCUCUGCCUUAGCUGAACACCUGGGAAUGACCAGUGACACGUGUAACUCAGGGAACAAGUCAGUCUCCUUUUGUCAGGGUAAAUUCCUGUUCUUGGUUGUGACCCAGUUUCCCUGCCCUGCCUUGUGACUGUCCUCCACCUAGCUGCCCUUGCCUUGGCCUGGAGUGGCAGUAGCAGUCUGCAGGAAAGGGCAGGUCAACUAUCUGCUCCAACGCUGGCCUCCUCCCUCAGGCCUCUCCUGUGCUGUGAUUUCUUUGUGAUGUGAGGGACACAUUCCCUGUUCUUCACCCAGACUUGUCAGUGUCAAAACUUACUUAGGAUAUAAAACAAUUCGUUAUUGGUAAUAUGAGGCCGUUUGAGACAGUCUAUUCCCCAGAAUGCAUGUUUUAUGGGUCAAAUUUCUCUCAGGUAAUCAAAAGUUUAGUCUCCUCUAUGGUUCCUUUUGAGGUUAAUGUUUUGAGGGUUGAUUCCAUGCCUGACUUGGUGUCACUGCGACACUGAUCCAGUGACAGGAAGCCCAUUAGACACUGAGAUUUAUACAUAGGGCUGGCAUUGUCUGAUGUUUCUUGUGUUGUUAUUCUUUUACUUGGUGAACAUGUUUUUCUGAUUUAUCUUGAGAGUUCUCAGAAUUUGAAGCAUGUGGGGUAAAUGUUAUCUAUUUACAACAGUGAGAAAGAAUAAGAUUCUUUAAUGUUUCUGUUAACAUGUAGAUUUAUUCUUUACUGUCCUUUGAUUGAUUAGAAUAGUUUUUCUUAGUGAAUAAAUCCCUUUUUUGUUGCUAGUUACAAUACAUACAAUGUGGAGCCGGCACUGUGGAGUAGACAGUACUGUGUCAGCAUCAUCCCAUAUGGGUGCUGGUUUAAGUUCCUGCUGCUCCACUUCUGAUCUAGCUCCCUGCUAGUGUACCCGGGAGGGCAAUGAAGAAUGGUCCAAGUGCUUGGGCCCCUGCACCCAUGUAGGAAACCCGAAGGAAGCCCCUGGCUCUUGGCUUUGGCUUGGCUCAACCCUGGCCAUUUAGAGAGUGAACCUAUCUUUCUCUCCUUCUCUGUAUUUCUGAUGUCAAAUAAAUAAAAAUAAAAUCUUAAAAACUA
Oryctolagus cuniculus (rabbit) is the source of this 3809-nucleotide messenger RNA. Lineage: Eukaryota; Metazoa; Chordata; Mammalia; Lagomorpha; Leporidae. The record is from RefSeq and is a predicted model, not a curated record.